CAAGCACAUCUCUUUCUCACCACUUUGUUGCUCUGCUCUGAAGCAACAGGCUUUCCUGAUUGAUUUUUUUUUGCCAUAAUAGAAGAACUGUGCCAUGGACAAAAGGAUUGCAGUUUUCAUCUUUUCCUGUAUCCUCCUUCUAAAAACAGCUGUGGGUACAAAUUCUGCUAAACCUAGUUCUGCACCAGUUUCAGGUGCAACUACAUUUGAAUCUAGUUCUGCAUCCCCUGAAGGUGCAAACAAAGGUUCAGAUUUUGAUAAACCUAGUUCGUCACCACCUACAGACAAAAUGUCCACAAGCACGGUAAUAAGUCCAGCCUCAUCCAGUCCAAAGCCACUUACAACUGUAAGCAGUCGGACUAACAUGCCCAGUGAAAACCACAAGGAUUCCAAAGAGAGUUCAGAAAAAAGAUACCUAUGGAUUUUGUUGCCUGCUCUUUGUAUUCUACUGGCAGCACUGAUAUUUUUGAAAUUCAAGUGCAAAAAAGUCCAGAAUUGGACAGAAAUGACUGACAAUGGAACAGAGAACGCUUCUUUUCAGAGGACAGAGACUAACAAAGAUGGUGUAUUGCUGUUAGGAAUUAAUAAGACAGCAAUUGGAGAAGAUAAUACAAGAUAAGUGGAAGAAAAUACAACGGGAGAAUCUGAAAAGGCUUUACAUCCACACACUGUUACUGCUCUGAAAAAUGAAGAACCAAUAAAGACAGAGAAAGUCAAGGGUGAUGACUUGAUCAAGGCAUUCCUACAUCUGUUGGAAAUAAUUUAUGUGUUUUAAGACCAAAGAGUAUGUGUUUCAAUACAAGUUUAAAAUGUCAAGUUUUGGAAUAGACUACAUUUUUUAUAAAUAAGAUUUAAAACAAUAAUUCUCCAACAUUGUUUACACUAACUCUGAUUUUCAAUGGAAAACAUAUUUAGCAAAAAUGUUGUUAUUGUAACCAUGAAACCCAGUUGGAAAUUAAAGAGAGAAAUUGCUGAAUUGUUCCCUAAGCAUUUUCUGUAGUUUGAAGGAAAUUAAUGUAUUUUUGCUGACUUUUUUUGCAAUAUUUUUUACAUAUCACUUUUUUAGUUUGUUAUGGUUCCUCAUAUAUUGUCAUGACAAUAGCUUUCUUGAAAGCUUAUGUAAUUUCUUCGCCACAAACUAUAAACUUUGUUUUCAAAAAGGCUUUCUAAAUACACCCACUGUCUGCUGUUGAACAAACAGAGAUAAUCCCGCCCCAAACUCACGCCAUUGGUUGAGUAAUGUUGUAGGGGCGGGUCUAAUCGUUAAAAAAAACACAGCAAUUUUCCUCAUGCCACAGAAAGACAGUGCUUACAGUUCUUGACAAAAUUAACCUAGGAAUUUCUAACAGUUGUAUCUGCAUAUUAAACUGCGACAGGAGAAAUUACUUUAACACAGAAAAAUGGACACUUCAGCUUUAAAUUCCCCUUUUAAUGUAUUUAGAACUACCAGAUUGUCUCAUAGUUUGCAAAUUGUUCAUUUUAUUUUUUUAAAACUGUGCAUUACCUAGGAAUAUUAUUUUGUACUGUCACUUUUUUCUGUUUGUCACCAAUUCUUUAGCCUGUAGUAUAUAUUGUGUACUCUUUGAUGUUAAAUACCUGCAGUACACUGGAUAUUUUUUGAAUUUGAUAGGCUGAAUAAUUAAGAGAAUUAUAUUGUUGUGUUGUUAUUUUUGUACAUGCACAUGUUGGUAUGAAUUGAUAACUAUAAUUAAGAUCUUGGAAAGAUGUUUUUUGUGUGUUCAAAUGGUUUUUCCACUACUUUCACUGAGUUCUCAAUGCACUGUGACUACACUAUUAUUUAGGAGUCAUUAAAAUUAUUCAGAGAAAAAUAGACCAUUUUCAUUAGUUAUU
Molecule: messenger RNA, 1851 nt
Organism: Xyrauchen texanus (razorback sucker)
Lineage: Eukaryota; Metazoa; Chordata; Actinopteri; Cypriniformes; Catostomidae
Exons: 10
Coding region: 95-619 (174 amino acids)
Source: RefSeq, a predicted model, not a curated record